This is a messenger RNA of Epinephelus fuscoguttatus (brown-marbled grouper), 1843 nucleotides long. RefSeq names its product nuclear GTPase SLIP-GC-like. The record is from RefSeq and is a predicted model, not a curated record. NCBI's taxonomy places the organism in Eukaryota, Metazoa, Chordata, Actinopteri, Perciformes, Serranidae. Gene Ontology annotation, molecular function: GTPase activity.
UUCAGUGCCAGUUUGCAGUACCAGGAAGAAGCGACAGCAGCUGCCGGACUAAACCAGUUUGGUGAAGUUGGAAAGAUAAUCACCAAAAUUGCAGAGAAUUGUGGUUUAUUAAAUCAGUGAAGUCUGCAUGAAGUCGACUUGUGGGCUGGAUGAAUUGUAGCUUUGAACAGUCAUUUUAGGCGGGAUUGUCGUGUUCUCCUCCAGCUCAUUCAUCUUCAGUCACCCAGAUUUGCUGUUCUUGGUCAUGGAUGAUUUUGUUCGGAACAAAUUAACUGAAUGGGAUCUCAGUGAGUGGAUAGAAAAAUUUCAAGAUGAAGGCAUUGACACUGAAAGUCUUUACUGUCUUGGCCAUGAAGAAAUCGCUGCCUUGAUCCCAAAAGUAGGACCCAGGGCAAAAUUCAAGAAGAAACUAAAGUUGUUAAAGGGGGAACAAAACACAACAAACGCAGAAACAGUUGAUUCUCCUGCUCAAGUUCAUCCAUCCACCAGUGCUUCAAGUGAUCAAGUGAAGAGAAAGUUGGAUCUUCAGGGCGAGUCCAGCAAUUGGCAAUCACCAAGCAGAAAACAACGAUGUGAACCUAGACCGGGGUCAUACUCAGAAGGCAUUAUACUGUCUGAAGUGAAAAACAUCAUGAGAUAUGUCCAAAAAAAACUACCAGACCAAGACAACAAGCUUGAACAGUUCCUCAAGAAGAAAAUUAACGACUUGGAGAUCGAAAAGAGGGAACUGGUCGGUGUCUUUGGUAAAACCGGGGCUGGAAAGAGCUCUCUGAUAAAUGCCGUCAUUGGAGAGAAGAAUCUCUUGCCUAUUGGGAGGGUCAAAGCAUGUACCACAGUCAUGAUUAAAGUGGAGGCUAACAUGCUACACCAAAGAUAUGAGGCAGAAAUUGAGUUCAUUACAAAAGAGGAGUGGAAAGAUGAGUUGUGGUCCUCGUUAAAUUUCCUUGGGGAUAAUGCUGAUCAGGAAGAUGAACAGGAAGAUGAACAGGAAGGUGAUCAAGAAGAUGACGAGGAUCAGGACACUGUUGACAAGCUUUUAGCGCUGUAUGGAGAAGAAUGGAGAGACAAAACCCCUGAAAACCUCAUGGAAAACAAGUAUUUCAAAGAAAUUCCUGAAUUUCUUCUAUCCAAGAGAAAGCUUCUGACAGCUGAAUCAGCUAAAGAGCUAUCUGCAAAAUUAGUCAAAUACACAAGGAGUGAAUCAAACGAUGGAGAAGGAAAAGAAGUGAAGAGGUGGUAUUGGCCCCUGGUGAAGUGUGUGACUGUGAGGGUGCCUAACAAUGAUCUUCUCCAGCAUGUCACACUUGUGGAUCUUCCUGGAAAUGGGGACCGCAACAAGAGCAGAGACAAGAUGUGGAAAGGGGUUGUUGGAAGUUGCUCUACUGUGUGGAUUGUGACUGAAAUGAAACGAGCAGCAGCAGAGCGUGAAGCCUGGGACAUCCUGAAAAGUGCCAGUAGCCUCAUCGGAAAUGGUGGCGAAUGUCAGCGCAUCCACUUCAUCUGCACCAUGUCUGAUGAUAUUGGAGAUACGGAUGAUCGUUCAAGAGAUGCUGUUCGUGCUCUCAUAUUUCAAAACAACAUACAAGCCAAGGAAGAAGUGAACAAAGAGUUCAGAAAACUCAAGGAGUUUAAGAAACAUUUCAGUUAUGAAAGUUUCAAAGUCUUCACAGUGAGCUCCAAAGAGUUUCUGAAGCAAAAACGUCUGACGCCAGAGGAAACUGAAAUACCCAGACUUCAGGAAUUUCUGCAAGAGCUCAAUGACUGUCACUCAGAGACAUUAAACUAUGUGUCUGGAGCUCAUGGGAUCCUCUCUCUGAUUCAAGGGGCCAGAAGUAGAGCAGGG